AUGGUCGAAUCAACUGCUGAUACUAGAUACGCUGUUUGCGUCCUCAACCCAGAUGGAGACUCAGGUGUUAAGGGAGUUGUCAAGUUUGUUCAAUAAGUUGGAGGAAAAGUCACAAUUCAGGCUACAAUCACCGGAUUAGCCCCAGGCAACCAUGGAUUCCAUAUUCACGAAUUCGGUAAUCUUACCAAUGGAUGUGUCACUGCUGGUCCCCAUUACAACCCAACUGGACAAACCCAUGCUGGUCCAGAUGAUGAAGUUAGACACGUUGGAGACCUCGGUAACAUCGUUGCAGAUGAUAGCGGAGUUGCUAAUUUUACUCUUGAGGAUCACCUCAUCCAUGUUUAUGGAGAUGUUAACAAUGUUGUUGGAAGAUCAGUUGUUGUUCACAAGAAUCAAGAUGAUCUUGGAAGAGGUGAUAAUGAGGAAUCACUGAAGACCGGAAAUGCUGGCGCUCGUCAAGCUUGCGGAGUCAUUGGUAUCUCAGGCCCACUUGAGCUCCAAAAACUCUGA
Stylonychia lemnae is the source of this 510-nucleotide messenger RNA. The record is from the annotation of a GenBank genome assembly. Lineage: Eukaryota; Ciliophora; Spirotrichea; Sporadotrichida; Oxytrichidae.